CUCGUUCCUUUUCUCGCUUCGCCUUUCAAUAUUCGUUUAAGCCUUAAACCCUAGUAGAACCUAAACUAAAACCCUUGUAGAAAUCAGAAGAUGAAACCGAUGAGAGAAGUUCUAUUGAGAAACAUCUCUCUCUAUUCCCACCGUCGUUUUCUCUCUCCUUCCACAUAUACCACCAAUCCGAUUCACUCCCUGUUCCCACUCGCAGCCUCGACUCGGUCCAGAAUGAGCUUCUACUCGUCCGAGUCAUCCGAGUCUUCUCGAAGCCCUGAGAAAUACGCAUCUGACGAUGAUGUCACCGACGUCAGCAAGGAAGAGCUAAAGAAGCAAAUAGACAAGUAUUUUGAGGGGGAUCUGGAGGCAGUACCAUCAAUUUUUGAAGCAAUUCUACAGAGAAAAUUAGCAAGGCUUAUGGGGAAGAAGAAUGACGACGAUGAUGACGAGAAGUUGAUCGAAGAGCUUUGCGGCAAGAAAGAACUUGGACAUGGGUCGGAGAGCGAUUUUGAAGACAAAGACUCUUAAUCUGAUUGUAUGUGAAUUGUAAGUCUGAGAUACAACGGUGAGGCUUUCAUGAACAGAAGAUAAUAACGAUGAGCGUGGUAAUGGUCAGAAUACCGAGAUCAAGAUCUGGUAUUUUCAUAUUUUGAUUUGAAGAAAAGGCGAAUGGAGGAAUGUUCUACUAUGUAUAUAUACCGAGGAAAUCUUUGUACUUUUUGUAGGAUUAGUAGAAGUAGACUAUUUCAUAGAAAGAUCAAACAAGAAAUAACCACAAGCAUUUAGAAUGAUAAUCCAAAUAAAAGAAAGAUAAAGAUUUAGAGUGUUUCAGUUCAAUGUAGCAUGUCUUCUUUGUGGUUACUCAACUUUCUUAUUGUAUUCCUGGGAUUACAUAUUUGAACUCUCUUCUGAAUUCUCUCAACAUAGAAUGUACCAAGAAAGGUAGCUUGAAUCCUUGCGUUCUGUCCGUCUCCUAUUUAUAGGUGUCUUUUGCUGUUGAAAAUCGCCCGAUGUGGUUCCUCUCAUGUCCUCCAUCUUCGGAUCCACUAUCCUCUAGCCGCUCCGAGAUUGUGCGGGCUGUGCCUGGUGCUUAGGAGCCUCAUGCCAUCAUGGUUGUGUAGAUGACUACUCCGGGUAUUUCGAACUUAAUGAGAUUGUGUCUCGCAUUCAUAAAUUGGUCAUACAAAGACUAGUGUUCAUUAGGCUCUUCCAAGGGAACAGCUCCACAUGGUUGGUCGCUUUGCGACCAGCUCUAAACGUUUCAUAAUUUUUCUUUGUUUCCAUUAGCCACUAGUGGGCGAUCUAUUUAUGUAUUUGUUCACUGCCUUUGUGAG
Molecule: messenger RNA, 1325 nt
Organism: Morus notabilis
Lineage: Eukaryota; Viridiplantae; Streptophyta; Magnoliopsida; Rosales; Moraceae
Exons: 2
Coding region: 91-519 (142 amino acids)
Source: RefSeq, a predicted model, not a curated record